AUGACUGCCCCGAGAAGUAGCCGUAAAUUCAUUGAUACGAACAACCCUUCUGCUGGGUUUCACUGCCGGACAUGCGUUCGGCAUUUCAAUCAUCACGGCAACCUCCCAACUGAGCAAGAUCUUGCAGCGUUCCAGUACCGCAAAGAGAUGCGAAGUAGGCGUCCUACCGCCGCCCAAAAGAAGAAAGCAGAUGACAUUUCGAGAGAAUCCAUGGCUCACCAUUCCAAGUCCCCCAAACAAAUGAAACAGAGCCGCGGUGAAUAUCCCUGCAUGCACUGUGGUGACAAAACCAUCUCCAGCAGCAAGCGUAGGCUUGUUGAGCCCCAGAAUCCUGCGGCAGGCUACUACUGCCAGCCAUGCACGCGGUCUCUACUUGAAAAUGACGUCUUGCCAAGUACCGUCAAAAUUGCGGCGCUUCGAAAGCUCAGAGAGACCCGUAUGCAAAGCAAUCCCCGAGUCUUAAAGAGCCCUUGUCUCCACUGCGGUGAGAUCACCGCCCCCAGCAGCAAGCGCCGACUAGUUGAGUCGAAGAACCCUCAGGCCGGGUAUUACUGCCGCGCCUGUGCGGACUGUUUGAUUGAAACCAAUUCGCUGCCCAGCGAUAUACGUCUUGCAGUUCGCAGAGCGCGAGAGCAGGUCAGGCUGAAAAACUUACGGGUUAGUCAAUCUAAACAGUCGCAAUCUCCGGUCUCUACGGGGGGAGGAGCUACACCAACAGACACCCCCACGGAUAAGACCGCACAGGCCUGUGCGCACUGCAAAACCGAGGAAAUUACGGGCCCCUGA
Messenger RNA from Penicillium robsamsonii, 786 nucleotides. RefSeq lists its product as uncharacterized. The record is from RefSeq and is a predicted model, not a curated record. The transcript has a single exon. NCBI's taxonomy places the organism in Eukaryota, Fungi, Ascomycota, Eurotiomycetes, Eurotiales, Aspergillaceae. The coding region runs from base 1 to 786 and encodes 261 amino acids.